Molecule: messenger RNA, 1761 nt
Organism: Syzygium oleosum
Lineage: Eukaryota; Viridiplantae; Streptophyta; Magnoliopsida; Myrtales; Myrtaceae
Product: (-)-germacrene D synthase-like
Exons: 7
Coding region: 43-1746 (567 amino acids)
Biological process (GO): diterpenoid biosynthetic process
Molecular function (GO): magnesium ion binding; terpene synthase activity
Source: RefSeq, a predicted model, not a curated record
UAUUUGCUCAGUCACCUAAAUCGAGAAAACAGCGAAAAAGAGAUGUCUCUUCCCAUUUUAGCCAUCCCACCUUCUUCUCCUGCUCAAGAAACAAGCCGUGUCGCUGAACGCCGUUCAGCCAAUUUCCAUCCCGGCAUAUGGGGGGAUUAUUUUCUCAAAUAUGCUUCUGACUCCAACUCGAUGAGUUUUCCCGCCAAAGCAAAGGGUCGAAUCGAGAGAUUGAAAGGAGAAGUGAGGAAGAUGUUGACAGAUGCCACGGAUAAGCCUUCGCAAAAGUUGAACUUGAUCGAUCAAAUCCAACGCUUAGGAAUUGCCUACCAUUUUGAAAUUGAGAUAAAUCAACAGCUUGAACAAAUUCACAAAAGCUAUUUCGAAUUGCACGACAAUGAUAACAAUGACGACCUACACACGGUCGCUCUUCUCUUUCGAUUGUUGCGACAACAAAGUUACACAAUUUCAUGUGAAAUCUUUAACAAGUUCAGGGAUCGUGAAGGGAAUUUCAGCGAAUCACUCAUUGCCGACGUGCAGGGACUACUUAGUCUAUUUGAAGCUUGCCAUCUGAGGUUUCAUGGCGAUGAUAUUUUGAAUGAUGCACUUGCUUUUACUAUAACUCAUCUCGAAACAAUUGAUAAAGGAAAAGCAAGCCCUAAGCUCAAAAAACAAGUGAGUCAUGCCCUAAACCAACCAAUUUACAACGGAAUACCAAGGUUAGAGGCGAGGCGUUACAUUCCACUCUACCAAGAUGAGCCUUUGCAUAAUGAAGUCCUGCUAUCCUUGGCUAAACUCGAUUUCAACUUAUUGCAAGAGCAACACCAGAAGGAACUCGGCAACCUUACAAGGUGGUGGAAGGAUUUAGAUGUAGAAAGGAAGUUCCCAUUUGCUAGAGAUAGGAUUGUGGAGAUGUAUCUCUGGAUGUCAGGAGUUUAUUUCGAGCCAGAGUAUGAAGGCGCUAGGGAAAUACUAACCAAAGUGGCUAGCAUGGUUUCAAUUAUCGAUGACAUCUAUGAUGUCUAUGGCACAUUGGAAGAACUAAAACUCUUCACGGAAGUAAUUGAAAGGUGGGACGUCGAUGCCAAAGAUGGAUUGCCAGAGUACAUGCAGGCGUGUUACAAGACAGUUUUUGAUUUGUAUGAUGAAAUUGGCUAUGAGAUGACCAGAAAAGGACGACCAUACCGGCUGUUCUUUGCAAAAGAAGCGAUGAAAAACCUAGUAAGAGCAUACUUCACCGAAGCCAAAUGGUUCCACCAAAACCACGUACCGACGAUGGAGGAGUACAUGCCCAUUGCAUUACAAUCGGCUGCUGUUGAAUUGCUACUAGUGACUUUGUUGCUGGGAAUGGGAGAUUUCGUAACAAAAGAUGCUUUUGACUGGGUGUUAUACGUCGAUCCCAAGAUGGUGAAGGCUGUGAAAUUAGUUGUUCGGCUCUUGGAUGACAUUGCUGGACACAAGUUUGAGCAAGAGAGAGGUCAUGUGGCAUCUUCAGUGGAGUGUUUCAUGAAACAGUACGGAGUUACUGAGGAAGAGGCUAAGGAGGAACUCCGUAAACAGGUGGCCGAUGCGUGGAAGGAUAUUAACGAGGAGCUGCACUGUCCGACCAUCAUCCCCAGGCCACUCCUCGUGCGAAUUCACAAUUUUGCACGAACCAUGCAUGUGGUGUAUAAAGAUGAGAUAGAUCUCUACACUCAUGGUGUAACCGAGUUUAAAAAGCAUGUGACUUCUCUGUACGUCAAUCCAUUGCCGAUGUGAAGGUUUGGAAGAACA